AUGCAAAGGGUGGUGAGAAACAUUGUAGGGGAGCAAUCCAAAUUGGGAGAGUUGACCGUUAAAUACACCCCGCUUUCUUGCAACGAAAUGGCCAAGGCAAUGAAAGAAGAACUAUACGAGUGUCUUUUUUCCAUUGAGGCAAGCUUUCCGGAGUACUGGACAGUUAGACAGGAAGAGUACGGAAAGAUUACAGAAAUCGCCGACCACGACUUUUUCCUCGGAAAAAGAUAUCACGUCGAAAACAAUUUGACAUUUCACUGCUUAACUGACGCAUUUCUGUUUCAAAUGCUUGUACCUCGGAUGACCGCCGUGCUCCUGAGGACAUACAAUGAGCCACUGGAUAUAGGACUGGAGUCGAGGUACAGGCAAAUCUGUGUUCAGUAUUGGAUGUUCAUUCCCUUCUUAAAGACUGAAGAUCCAGUCAAACUCAAUACGAUUCUCGUUCUCUUCGGCCUAACACUGGAAGCUGCCACGAGCGAGGAGCUAAGUCACGUUAUUGAUAUCAUACAAUACAUUGACGGGAUCCGGCAUGAGAUGGGGCAAACCAAAGAGCAAGUGGCUAAAGAGGCCAUAAGCCGGGCAAAGAAUAUAAUCAAUUUUGAAGAUGAGAUCGAGGAGGAAUUGUUACAAAAAUGCUCUGCGGCGUUCCAGGAGACACAUAACUAG
Messenger RNA from Clonostachys byssicola, 666 nucleotides. NCBI's taxonomy places the organism in Eukaryota, Fungi, Ascomycota, Sordariomycetes, Hypocreales, Bionectriaceae. The record is from the annotation of a GenBank genome assembly.